Alternaria triticimaculans is the source of this 1449-nucleotide messenger RNA. RefSeq lists its product as uncharacterized. The transcript has 4 exons. NCBI's taxonomy places the organism in Eukaryota, Fungi, Ascomycota, Dothideomycetes, Pleosporales, Pleosporaceae. The record is from RefSeq and is a predicted model, not a curated record. The coding region runs from base 1 to 1449 and encodes 482 amino acids.
AUGGAUCGCUCCACGAAACCAAGCUUCAACUUUGUGAACCUCACACACCCCGACGAUCUCAAAAAUGAAGAAACGCAACUGCGCAUUCGACGUCUAGCUAUGACUGAGGUCGGUAAAGCGAGAAGAAAACCCAAAACGAAGAGGGCGCGCAACGAAAUCGUCCUUGAGUUUCGCAAUCCGUCGGAGAGUCGCGUCGAUAUUGACCGGUUUGGUGGCGGUCAGCUUGAUCCCUUUAACCCCUACCCCAUCGAACUUGACGACUCUUGUCGAGCGCUACUAGCGAACAUCUUUAGUACCGAAGACAGCAAUCAUCCUAGCCAGCUCCGUGGCUCCUGGUACCCCGUUGGACUUAGCGAUGCGGCAGCCUUUAACAACAUGCUUUCCAACUCACAAAACUUCUUGUUCCAGAGGCGCAACGGAUAUUACCCUUCAAAAGAUGAUGCCAUAGCGUUGAAAUAUCACAACAAGGCGCUUCGCCACACCACCCAGAUGAUGAACGAUCCGGCGAAGCGCACGAGUGAUGAGGCUAUAGGUGCUGUGGUUUCUUUCAUGAUCCAUUUUGCUCUAUUGGGGAACUUUACCAGCAGUGAUUGGCAGAAACAUAGUAACGCACUAGUCAGGAUAGUGGGACUCAGGGGCGGAUUUGAUGCCAUUGAGAAAGAGCACUUACGAGUUACGAUCAGCUGGGCAGACCUCAUAGGAAGCUUCUAUCAAGACCACCCUCCUAUUGUACCAAUGCCACGACAAUGGAUAGUGGACUCGAAAUCUCCACCGAACUCCCCACGGACGUGUAACGGCAUAUCGUUAGUCUGGAAACAGCAGCUACCAAUGCAGCUUGACUUUGUCACCAUCUUUGAUGAUAUAGUCCAAUUGAUCUCUCUUGAUAGAGCUUUCAAUGAGCAGCAGUUGAUGCUUGCGAUUACGAGCGGUAGCUGGCUAGAACCAACAAUAUACCGCCUCUUAGCUAUUCGUCCCCUAAACCACGGUAACGCCAGAGAGAACGUAGUUGAAGAGGUUUGUCGACUUGGAACCCUACUCUUCUUGGCACCAGUUUGGAGAAGCUUUGGUCAAUCACCAGUAUGGACGGCGGCUAUAUCGCGCAAUCUCCUCCUUGUACUCACGAAAAACAUGGUCGAAUGGAACGACUUGAAGCCUUUGCUCAUCUGGGUGCUCUACGCCGCCGCAAUCGAAACCAAGGAUCUGGCAGAACGUAGCCAGUUCGUUUUCAUGCUUGGCAUCCUGAUGAGUGGCAUGCAGCUGCAGGCGUGGGAUGAUAUUAUGUUGAUUGUGAAAAGCGUAUUGUGGGUGGAAAAGGUUUUCGCAGGUACUGAUGAGUUGAUUCGCGACGAGGUUAUGCAGAUUGUCAACCACGAUCCUAUGAACAUGUUCCCGGUUGAAACUACGCCGCCGCCAAGUUUCUUGGACGACCUUGCGGCGGAAACAGGAUAG